AUGCAUCACUUGCAAGCAGAAAUCAGUCGUACUUCGUUUGCAAGUAAUUAUAGGAUUGAUGUUGAAAUAGUCCACUCAGCCAACCAAAAAAUAGCAGACAACCGAGAGAUAUUAAAAGUUGUAAUUGAUGUGCUUGUUUAUAUUGCUCGACAAAAUAUAUCUUUAAGAGGGAACAAUGAAUCUUGUUCUUCAAUGAAUAAAGGUAAUUUUUUGGAACUUCUUCAAUUAUUGGCUAAAUAUCAUCCAAUCCUUCAAAAUCAAUUGAAUAAGAUUGGAAAUAAAAAAAAAAAUAGGCUAACUCUAUUGUCACACGAUUCACAAAAUAAACUUUUAAAAAUAUUAGCUGAUAUAGUUAGAUCGUUUAUUUUAAAGCAAGUACAAAAAUCUGGAUUAUUUUCCGUUAUCAUUGAUACAACAACUGAUAUUGCUAAGCUAGAACAAUUUUGUCUUGUGAUCCGUUAUGUUGAUGAAUAUAAUAAAGUCCAAGAGCGAUAA
This is a messenger RNA of Macrosiphum euphorbiae (potato aphid), 495 nucleotides long. Lineage: Eukaryota; Metazoa; Arthropoda; Insecta; Hemiptera; Aphididae. The record is from the annotation of a GenBank genome assembly.